This is a messenger RNA of Striga asiatica, 1198 nucleotides long. The record is from the annotation of a GenBank genome assembly. Lineage: Eukaryota; Viridiplantae; Streptophyta; Magnoliopsida; Lamiales; Orobanchaceae.
AUCAAAAUUAAAUUUCUAACUCUUGUCACUUUUGAACUAUAGCAUGGCUCCAACCAAGAAGCUUAAGGGUGCAAUUUCACAAGACAAGGUGUUUUACACCAAAGAGUGGACCAAAGAGGUUGAGAAAGUGUUUGUGGAUUUCUUGAUAGAUCAAAAAAAGAAAGGCUUUUACGAGGUUGGCAGAGUCAACAUGCAUGCUCUCAUGUGUGCAUCGAGCAUGCUGAACGAGCGGUUCGGUAUGACCUUUGACCACAAAUUUAUCAUCGACCGGCUUCGAAAGCUCCGUAAGCGAUAUCACGUCUUCAAGUGGAUGAAAACAUUAAGUGGUGUGGUGUACAAUCCCAAUGGCCAUAAGGUGGAAGCUACUGAACCGACUUGGAACUUCAUUGUGCGUGAAGAAAAGCUAGGCAUGGCUUAUAUGAAGGGAGGUGAACCACUCUUCCCUGAUCUAAAGUUCCUAUUCAACGAAGGUCCGGGAGACGAGAGUGAAAAUGAUGACCAUGAAAUAAUUGACAUUGCCUCGGAUAGUGAUCAUGGAGAUAAUGAAGAUAACGGUGACCAUAAUAACUCUCCAGAUCCCCACUUGCCUCUUGAAAACGAGUCUGACAACACAAACAAUUCGUUUUGGAACGAAUUGGCAUGGUACAACUCCGACAAUGCUAGUGGAUCCACCAUACCUGACCCCGAGAACCCUCCUAGUAAACUAUCAACUACCGAGGAUGUCUUACGCAAGUGUAACCGACACUGGGCUCAUUAUGAUUGGAGCAACAAAGGCAAUGACGUCGACGAUAUCCCUAACAGCUCCACUGCAUCAUCUUCUCCAUUUAAGAAAUAGUGGAGAUGGUACUACCCCCAAGGUGGCGAGCGAUAUAGGUGAGUAGUCUUUAGUUUAUUUCAUUCAAUAACGUUGCCAUGUUCUUUGGUUCUCUGUUCGGGUGUACACGAGUAAGGCUGCAAGUUUGAAGGACGUGGUACGACUAAUUACCUCCUUAAAUUCCUUGAUUGACUGUAGUCAAAUGAGGGUGGAGUUUAGUCAAACGAUGGUAGAGUUAAGUCUAUUUUAAUAAGUCUCGACGGUGUUUCAUAGAUCUUUUAUUGGUUUAUCACCGGCCGGCCAUUUGUUUCGGAUUACUUUAGGUUCCACUUUUGCUGUAACGUGUUUGUUGUGUUUUAAUAGAUUGUCGUCACGCUUCCUUGG